This is a messenger RNA of Acaulospora morrowiae, 1773 nucleotides long. The record is from the annotation of a GenBank genome assembly. NCBI's taxonomy places the organism in Eukaryota, Fungi, Glomeromycota, Glomeromycetes, Diversisporales, Acaulosporaceae.
AACCUUAAAAUGUCAACACUUGAUUAUCAUGUAGCUGCCAACGAAACAUCAUAUUUUCAAAACGAACCAUCGGCAGGGAUUUCAGAUUUCGGGGAAAAUGAUAAAAAUAAUACUCUAAAAACUUCGCGCAGUCAGCAACCUCAAAUUGAAGACGUACAAGCAUAUAUGAGCGCAAACUCGCGUGCUGGAGAAAUGCAGAAUGAUAUUCCCGAGUUAUCCACAGAAAACACAAAUAUUUCAGAGCCCCUUGAUGAUGACUUCUCCAAUAUUGUAGCCAUAUUUGUCACACGGUUUGACACCAAGAAAGGGAAUAUAAUUGAGUGGCAAUAUCCAAAAGGCAAGACACAUUUAGAUCUUGGUGGAAUAGAAUUCCAGUCAAUACCGAGCGGACUGCAUUUAGUGAGCGAGGAUAUAAUAUAUUUCUAUAGACCCCCCUUUAUCGGAUUAAGUGUAUUUAUGAAUGAACCUACAAUGGACCAAUCUCAAGACCGCGGUGCACAUAUGGCUGCGGUUGGAAUCCUAGUGUCGCCUACUGUGGGAACCGGACUUUGCGGGAGCCCAUGGAGACACAUCGAGCUUUUGCAAGAUGAAGUUAGAAACCAUGUGCAUCUCUCGAACGAUUAUUCCAGUCUCAAACAAUACUUUGAUAAAUAUUCCAUACCUUCCGGUGACAACGUAAUUCCGUCAGGCGGCGGGCCUCCCAAGCUUCAACGAACUUCCUCUAGCAAUUGGUCCCAAUUUUUGCGAACAAGAUGUUUAUCUGUAUCGAGUACUUCCAGUUAUCAGGUGUCUGUCCCAUCCGCUCAUCCUGCUCAACACUUCCCAAAAUUCGUUCGCCUGUGUGGACCAACCAUCUUCAUGCUUUGGAGGGCGGCGCUACUUAAAAAGCGAAUCCUAUUUUACUCUCCUCCACCUAUCAUGGAUGCUUGCUAUUCUGUUUAUGAUACGUGUCUACUUGCUAAUAUUCCAACAUCGAUCACUCGAAUGUUGACGAAUAAGGUCGAAAAGAUUAAACCAUUGUUUAAUGUCGGCGUAAGUGAAAUCCCAUUGGUCGAAUCCAUAGAAGGUGGAUAUGUUGCGUGCACAACGGAUCGAAUAUUACAACAUAAAAACAAUCUCUAUGACCUUUUAGUUAAUCUGCCACAUAAUGAAACUGGUAAUGUACAACCAAUUUUAAUCGCGUCACCCGGAUCAUCCUUAACCACGAACAUAAACGCAACCGACAUUAGACGAUACAGGGUUUUAUUAAAGAUCUUGGCGUCUCAUGGUUUAAAUAAUUAUAAUGUUGAGGAAGAUGGUGGGAACAUGACUGACACAGGGCGUAAAAUGAUGUUUGGUGGCUGGUUCUGGUGGUAUGGAAGGGAUGGAUACCAGAGGUUAGAUGAUAGGGAAGCGGCAGAUGAAAUUUUAUUAAACAAUCAACCAGAGUCCGUACAGGAUGGAUUGAAUCUGUUAAAUAUCGACGGAACUAAAGAUACCUCGGAAAUCGAGGCCCUGACGACAAAUCUAUUCAACGAAUUGCGAACUAUAAUUGAAUCCUCUAUUGCAUACGAUUCUGAGGAAAUAAUUCUUCUCUACCCUGAUCACCUGAUUCAGCUUGGUUUAGAUCCACAUGAAGAUGGUGUUUUCGUUGAAGAAUUUGCGGAAAUGUAUUUCGGUAAAAAGGUUGAAGUUAUAGGGAAAGGCGGUGGUUGUUUAGUUCAACUGUUUAAGAAAUUUUCUGCCUAUUUAGAUGAUUCAUGUUGUUGUUUCAGGUUGUCAGAAGGAUUCUAG